Molecule: messenger RNA, 1297 nt
Organism: Petromyzon marinus (sea lamprey)
Lineage: Eukaryota; Metazoa; Chordata; Hyperoartia; Petromyzontiformes; Petromyzontidae
Gene: EXOSC5
Product: exosome component 5
Biological process (GO): rRNA catabolic process; nuclear mRNA surveillance; poly(A)-dependent snoRNA 3'-end processing
Cellular component (GO): nuclear exosome (RNase complex); cytoplasmic exosome (RNase complex); nucleolus
Molecular function (GO): RNA binding
Source: RefSeq, a predicted model, not a curated record
AAUCGAUUCCUAGCAACUCCGAUCCAUAGGAAUCGAAGAGGAGGUUAGUGAAAUCGAUUCCGCUCGGAUCGACUCGCCCACCCAACCCACGCGUUACCCGCAAUGGCUGCGCCCAUGGAUACCGACACGUGGGACCGGGACGAGGUGGAGGAGGUGGACGAGGAGGAGGCUGCGGGGCCGCCGCUGCGCGCCGUGGGCUGCGAGCAGCAGCCGCUCUCGCGACCCGACGGCUCGGCCUCCUUCACGCAAGGUGACACGGCGGUGCUGGCCGCGGUCUACGGCCCGGCCGAAGUGCGCGUGAGCCGGGAGCAGUCGGACCGCGCCACGCUCGAGGUGAUCCUCAAGCCCAAGACCGGCCUCCCCGGCGUGCUGGAGAAGAGCCAGGAGCAGUUUGUGCGCGGCGUGCUGGAGGCGACGCUGCUGUCCUCACUGCACCCGCGCACCUCCAUCACGCUCGUCCUGCAGGUGGUGCACGACGCCGGCGCCCUGCUGGCGUGCUGCGUGAGUGCCGCCUGCAUGGCGCUGGCCGACGCGGGGCUCGCGCUCCGCUGCCUCUUCUGCGGCGUGGCCUGCGCCAUCGCACGCGACGGCACCAUCGGCCUCGACCCCGACGCUAGGGCAGAGAAGGAGGGCCGAGCGCUCGUCACGCUCGCCCUGGACAGCAGCGGCAAGAACGUCCUGGCAUCGUCCACCAAGGGGCGACUCGACGCCACCGAGUAUCAGCGCUGCUUGGCGCUCAGCCGGGAGGCAUCCACCAAAGUUUUUGAGUUUUACCGCGACUCCAUCAGCAGGCGCUACUCCAAGUGCUGAAGACCGACGCGCGGAGACGCGGAAACGUGGAGACACGGAGACACGGACACGUGGAGACACGGAGACACGGACACGCGGAGACACGGAGACAUGGACGCACGGAGACACGGACACGCGGAGACACGUACACGCAGAGACACGGACGCGCGGAGACGCGGAGACGCGGACACCCGGACACCCGGACACGCGGACACCCGGACACCCGGACACCCGGACACGCGGACACCCGGACACCCGGACACGCGGAGAUGCGGAGACGCCGCCGGCAGUUGAACGGAGAACGGCUGUGGCGGCUGUUCCGUAACUCUAGCCGCGCGGUCAGACGCGCUGACCUGAACGCGCGACGCCGGCCGGAUCACUGAACGUUUGUGUGUCGAUGUUUUUUUUAUAUAUUUGUUGAGGAAAGCGGCGGCGGCGGACUGCCAUGUUUUGCAAGAGGCGUUUUAAUAAAUGACUUGUUGUUAAUAAAUGACUUGUUGAAAAUGAU